Molecule: messenger RNA, 507 nt
Organism: Aspergillus puulaauensis
Lineage: Eukaryota; Fungi; Ascomycota; Eurotiomycetes; Eurotiales; Aspergillaceae
Product: DUF1993 domain-containing protein
Exons: 1
Coding region: 1-507 (168 amino acids)
Source: RefSeq, a predicted model, not a curated record
AUGGCCACCUACGACAGCACGAUCGGCAUAAACCAAGGCAUCCUCGCCACCCUCACCCACAUCCUCACCAAAGCCGAACAAGAACACCCCGAUCCAUCCUCCCUCCUCGACGCCCGCCUGCACCCAGACAUGUACCCCCUCACCGACCAAGUGCGCUGCCUGACCCAAUUCUCCGAAUACCUCGCCGCCCGCCUCACAGACCGCGAACCGACCCAGCUAGGCGCCAAACCAAACACAUUCGCCGAAUGCCACGCGCGCAUCGAGACAGUUCUCACGACCCUCCGUGCAGCAGACAAAGAUCUCGUCAAUGCGCAGGGCGAGGCCGUUAAGCCGACGAAUCGCGGCCCGCUGGGGGAUGUGGAUAUGAGCGGUGCUGUGUAUGCGCAUGCGAUUGUGCUGCCGAAUAUCUACUUCCAUUUGGCGACGGCGUAUGGGAUUCUUAGGGCGAAUGGGGUGGGGCUUGGGAAGAUGGAUUAUUAUCAGGGGUUUGUGCCGUUGCAGGGGUGA